Molecule: messenger RNA, 4772 nt
Organism: Macrosteles quadrilineatus (aster leafhopper)
Lineage: Eukaryota; Metazoa; Arthropoda; Insecta; Hemiptera; Cicadellidae
Product: transient-receptor-potential-like protein
Exons: 18
Coding region: 153-4037 (1294 amino acids)
Biological process (GO): regulation of cytosolic calcium ion concentration; calcium ion transmembrane transport; manganese ion transport
Cellular component (GO): cation channel complex; membrane
Molecular function (GO): protein binding; inositol 1,4,5 trisphosphate binding; store-operated calcium channel activity
Source: RefSeq, a predicted model, not a curated record
CUCUCGCUCCAAAGCGUUUGUUUCUGUUGUUUGUUGAUUAGCAGAACAGCCUAGGUGCCACUGUGCCUGGAGUCCUGGAGACCCACGCCGACCAUCUUGCAGGCUCCUAGGAGCCGGGAGACUGUCUUCACCGCAGCUGACCAACUUGUGCUAUGGCUAACGAGAAGAAAGAUUUGGACGGAGUGGGAGUGCAGAUAGAGGGCCCGGGCAUGUCGGGUUCAUUCAAGAGAACCGUGGAGAUGCCCCAGUUGCCCAAAUCUCUGUCGUUGGAGGAGAAGAAAUACCUUCUGGCCGUCGAGAGAGGUGAUGCCGCCAACGUCAGGAGGAUGCUCCAGCGCGCCCACCAUCGUCACCACAUCGACAUCAACUGCGCCGACUCACUGGGCCGUUCUGCGCUGAUCCUGGCCAUCGAAGGAGAGAAUCUGGAGAUGGUGGAGUUGCUGGUGGUCCUGGGAGUUGACACCAAGGACGCUCUGCUCCACGCGAUCAACUCGGAGUUCGUGGAGGCGGUGGAGUUGCUUCUGGAACACGAGGAGAUCGUACAUAAGGAGGGGAACCCUUACAGCUGGGAGAAGGUUGACUGGAACACAGCCACGUUUACACCAGACAUCACUCCGCUGAUUUUGGCAGCUCAUAAGAACAACUACGAGAUCAUCAAAAUCCUCCUGGACCGAGGAGCGACCCUGCCUAUGCCCCACGAUGUCAGAUGCGGGUGCGAGAAGUGUAUCCGAGAGUCUGAAGAAGACCCUCUUCGCUUUUCCCUCUCGAGAGUCAACGAGUACCGCGCUCUCGCAAGUCCUUCUCUCAUCGCUCUCUCCAGCAACGAUCCUAUCCUGACCGCCUUCCAACUCUCCUGGGAGCUGCGCAGUCUUGCAUUCGCUGAACAGGAGUGCAAACUCCAGUACAUGGAACUUCGACGUCAAGUUCAGCAGUUCGCUGUAGAUCUGCUCCACCAGUCUCGCAGUUCGCAGGAGCUCGCUGUCAUCCUCAACCACGAUCCUGAGAGUCCUCCCUACGAGGAUGGAGAUCACAUGAAGCUGGCGAGGCUCGAACUGGCCAUCAACUACAAGCAGAAGAAGUUCGUUGCCCACCCCAACAUCCAGCAGCUCCUGGCCGCCCUCUGGUACGACGGUCUGCCCGGGUUCCGCAGAAUGCCUCUGGUGAAGAAACUCUACGAGAUCUGCCAAGUGGCGCUCCUCUUCCCCUUCUAUUGCACCCUGUACAUGAUCGCUCCCAACACUGAGAAGGGGAAACUCAUGAGAAAACCUUUCAUGAAGUUUCUCAUCCACGCCUCUUCCUAUUUGUUCUUUUUGUUGAUCCUGAUCCUGGUAUCCCAACGGGCCGAAGUUCUCGUCAUCCAAAUCUUAGGCACGGACGCUAUGAAACAACAACUGCAAGAGGAGUUGAUGCGGCAACGAGGCAACGGACCAUCCUUGCUGGAGGGGAUCGUAUUCGUCUAUGUGUUAGGUUUCAUAUGGGAGGAGACGAUGGAGAUCUACCUCGAAGGCAUCCAGGAGUACCUCAGGAACAUGUGGAACUUCAUAGACUUCAGCCGCAACUCCCUAUACGUCGCCGUGUUCAUGCUGCGCGCGGCCGCCUACUAUCAACAGAGCAUUGAAAUCUCUGAAGAUCCCGCCACGGCGUACAUUCCGCGGGAACAGUGGGACGCUUUUGACCCACAGCUGAUCGCUGAAGGACUUUUCGCUGCAGCUAACGUCCUCAGUGCCCUGAAGUUGGUCCACAUGUUUUCGAUAAACCCUCAUCUUGGACCUCUCCAGAUCUCUCUUGGCCGGAUGGUCAUCGACAUCGUCAAGUUCUUCUUCAUCUACUCUUUGGUGCUUUUCGCCUUUGCUUGUGGUUUGAACCAGCUGCUCUGGUACUUUGCCGAGCUUGAGAGGAGAAAAUGCUACUCUCUGCCGGGAGAGAUGGCUGACUGGGACAACCACGGUGAUUCUUGCACCAAAUGGAGGAGUUUUGGGAAUGUGUUCGAGGCGUCCCAGUCGCUGUUCUGGGCCAGUUUCGGCAUGGUCGGUCUCGACUCCUUCGACCUGAUGGGUAUCAAGACCUACACAAGGUUCUGGGGCCUCCUCAUGUUCGGAAGCUACUCUGUCAUCAACGUCAUCGUCUUGCUGAAUCUGCUGAUCGCCAUGAUGUCCAACUCAUACGCCUUGAUCGAGCAACACUCUGACACCGAGUGGAAGUUUGCGAGAACCAAGCUUUGGAUGAGUUACUUCGAGGAGAGCGCUACAUUGCCGCCUCCCUUCAACAUCUUCCCAACACCCAAGAUGAUUCUGAAGCUGCUGGGCAUCCGGAAGAAAGACAAACUUAGAAGAAUCUGCAGCAAGAAACGAGCAAAGCAGGAGAAGGAGCGAGACUUCCGCUACAACGCCGUCAUCAGGUCGCUCAUCUGGAGGUAUGUGUCUGCGAUGCAUCGUCAGGCUGAUGAUAGUCCGGUCACUGAUGAUGACAUCAACGAAGUCAAGGGAGAAAUCACUGCGAUGAGAUACGAACUGCUGGAGGUCCUGGAGAGGAACGGCAUGGACGUGUCUUCUGCUGACAAGAAGAAAGACACCACGUUGGCUCGCAAGGCCAAGGUCUGGGAGCGUCGUCUCAUGAAGGACUUCCACCUCACCCCCGUGGCUGGAGAAGACGACCUGGAGACGCUGAUGAACCAACCUGUACCAGAGAACGAGGAUGUCCUCGCGAGGUUCCGCAGAGUCGCCCGACUUGCUGUCCUGUCUUCCACGCAGCAGAAAUGGAACCAAGUGGUCACCAGUGCUUGCGCGGCGUCUCAGAUCGGACGCUGCAACAACCGCAUGUCCCUCCGCAACCAGCAGAACCUCCAGAAGGCCAUGGAAGAGGCGAGGAAGCUUGUGCAGAAGAUGCCGGGGUCUCCCCGAGGACACUCUCCGUCGCCCAUCCAUCUACCGGAGACUACAGGGUCGACGAUCGUGGAGCUCCUUAAUGACAUCAAGGAAGAGACCAAGGACCUUAGGACACCCACGGGGACCAUGGGUCAUGGUCCUGGAGGCGGCCAAAUUGGUAAAGGAUCUUGUGGUGGAAUGUAUCUUGCCGUCAAUCAAACAUCAAGGAAUACUUCAAGGAAUAUUACUCCCAACAACACGAUAGUUCCAGCCGAGAAACAACUGAGUGCAACGAAACCCGAGAGCGACAAGAGGGAUGCCAAGAGAGAUUCGUCUUCCGAAAGAGACCCAAGUCCUCUGAUCUGCCAAAGAAAGCUAGGAGUCGGCGAGGCUCCUCCCAAGGUUUUCAAGAAGAAACCUCCACCUCCCAUCCAAGACCAGGAAGAGAGGAAAGCAGAAGAACCUAAGAAACCUGCGGAACAAAGAGCCGUUCCAAGACAUCAUUGUAUCGACACUGAUAAACUAGAACCUAGAGCGCCUGGUCAAGUAUCUUUCGCUCAAGAAAGGCAACCGUCAAAAUCCGAGAUUGUUAGGAAACCUGAAGGACAAAAGCCAAGGGAAGGUCCGAAACCUGGAGACGCUAUUCCGAGACCUCAAGUUAAACAGUCUGGGGAAGACGUUCCCAAGAGACCUCCGGGAGCUGUACCAUCAACUUCUGCAGGUGGAAAAUCUGCGAUGGCACCUCAGCCGAUGGCCAAACCUUCUGGUCAUCCAGGAUCUUCGAAUAAUCCAGGACCGUUAAAUCUGCAAGGACCUUCAAAUGCUCCGGGAUCAGCAAGUCUUCAAGGCUCAUCACAUCUUCAAGGAUCAAAUACUCAAGGAUCCUCUAAUGUUCCUUCUACAUCUUCACAGGCUAACUUCAAACCCUCCCAACCUUCAAACGCCCCACAAUCUAAACCUCCAGCUUCUUCUCACCCACCAACUCGACACAUCAUCCCUAAGUUAGAACUCUCCUUGGCAACCAACAGUACCAAUGACGACUCCCCAACUAUGCCGAGUACCUCCUCCAGCACGGAACAGCUGAUCACGGCAAGCCCGGAGACCCUGAGGCCCGUCAACCGAAUCGAAGAUGUCAGUACCAUCAAGAGAGAGAAGAAGGGAAAUUGGUUGUGAAAAGUUUGCGAACUUGCGAUCGUGUUUUGUUAAGACUUGAUUUGGUACGAUUGACAUUUAAUGCUGGAGUAGAUUUUUAAGUUGGUAUGAUUGUGUCUCCUUGGGUAUGAGCUACAUUGUUUUGUGGGGUUUAAGUUUGGGUAUUUAUUGCUCAAUUUUCUUGCUGGCUAUUUUCAAAUUCUUUUGGCGUGGUGGGAGGUGUAAAUUAAUCCAAGCAAACAUUUGUAGACGGAAAAAAAGAAAAAUAUUUAAUUUGAUGAUGAUGAAUGGUGUUAUGAUCAUGAAGCAACUCUUUCUCUAUUGUUUGACGAAACCCAGCUCACACAAAAUAGACACAAUUGUAUCAACGAAAAAUUCAUAUCCGCUUCAGUGUUCUUUGUCAAAGUCAGUACCACAAUUGACGAAUCAAUGUUGUUAUUUUAUUUGCAAAAUAGAAUUACUUUCAUGUUACGUUAUUAGCAGUAAUUACAAUGCUUUAGUUGGAUAUCCAGCAUAAAAUUAUCGACGGGAUGUGAUAAUAUGAAAUAUUAUAUCAAUUAUUCAAUGUAUUCAAGAUUAUUUUCAUAAUCAGCAUUAUUAUUAUUACAUGUAUUAAACAAUGCUAACUUUUAUCAUGUUUAAAAGCUAGUUUUAGUUUUACUAUUAAAAUACAGAACUGUUUAUGUUUCGUUUUGUGUUGUAAAAUUUUAUUUCGACAAAGAUGUAUUUAUGUAAUUUAGACAAUACAGUUUCUUU